UGCCUUAAUCAUCUUUAUGAUAAAUUUACCUGUAAUAAUUUUAUUAAAUACCUUUAUAUACACCGUCAAAUCCAAAUGAUAUUAACUAUCGCUGGUUCGCUUUCUGUCUUUUCUCAACAAACUUCCUUGAAAAAAAAAAUUAAAGUCUCCAUAAUUAGCAUCUUCUUGAUUAGUUCGAUGACCAACAAUAUAUAUCAUUUUUGCAUGAAAUUGAUUGUCUAUAUUACAAACACUUUGUCUUCUCUCAUCAACCCUAAUGUUAAAUUGAUGUAUUGA
Molecule: messenger RNA, 276 nt
Organism: Cokeromyces recurvatus
Lineage: Eukaryota; Fungi; Mucoromycota; Mucoromycetes; Mucorales; Mucoraceae
Exons: 1
Source: RefSeq, a predicted model, not a curated record